UUAACGUUUAAGAGAAUAUUUAACUUGUUAAAUUCUUACGUAUUUUGAAUCAUUUUUUAUUGUAAAUAAAUUAUGAUUGAAAAUAUUUUUCAAAAUAAAUUAUGGAUUUGAAUAAUUUUCUGAACCUUCGAGUGCCAUCUUCCGGUUAAAUGGUCGAACUUCCAAGUACAUCGUCGAUGAUAAGCUACAUCGAUAUGUAUAUCUAUAUAUAUAUAUAUAUAUAUAUAUAUAUAUAUAUAUAUGAAUGAAAAAUAUUCCUACUUGUAGCGUUGUAUAGGCUAAAGCAAGUAGAGAUGGCGCUGGUGAAUGUCCUGAAAAAAGAGGGUGUGAUCUUUCUCUUAUUUAUUUUACAUUUAUAGACUAAUAGUGACAAUUACAGGUGACUGUUCGUCGAUGUUAUUCGAUAAAGAUAGUUAAAUAGAUAUGAGAAGUUAACAUUGUCGAUACAGUAACUCUAUUAAAUCUUUGCACUUCAAAUUUGUAAGAGUGAAAAGUAAUGAAUAUGCGAAAAAAGAAAAAAAAAAAAUACCAGUUGUGUAAUUAUGAAGAGAAGCAUUUGAAGAAGUUGACACCUGUUCUAGUAUCAUGGAGCUACAACAAAAUGAUCAAAGUGAAGAUACAACUGCCAUGGAGCAUCUUCAGUUUGAUUUAGAGAUGGAUGCUAUUACUGAGACAGCUGUGUUUUAUUCUACUCCACGAAAAUCCCUUCGGGGUAGACGAAAAAAAACAAUGGAUGGCAGAUCUCAAUUGCAAACUUCUUUGUUAAAAUCGAAUUAUAGCACUAACGCAGAACAAAAAAUAGCUCCAAAAUAUCGGCCUAUAUGGCCAAAGCCUUAUCAACCAAGUUUUUUAAAUAAGCCAAAAAUAUUUGGUUUACCUUCCACAAUGAAUGAAUUUUCUGCACUAAAUUCUGCGAGUCGAAUUAUUGUUACAACCACUAUGCCAUCCAAGGAAAAAAUACAGGAUUGUACGACAUUGAGCAAGCCUAAUAAGAGAACACGUAAUUAUUCAAAAUCCAUAACAGGAAAUUCUAACAGCUUGAAAUUAUUAACGAAAGAAAAUGGUAAUGAAAAAAAUAAUAAUAAAAACAAUGCUACUUCACGGAAAGAGUUUAGUUUCAUUAAAAUGCAAGAUAGAGAUAACAAAGGUAGCAUUGAGUUAUUUUUUGAAAGUAUGGCACAGACUGUUCUUAGUUUACCCAUGCAUGUCCAAGCUGAAAUUAAAAUGGAAAUUUGUAAACUUGUUACAAUGGCAGAAAUCAAAUAUUCUUCGACUCAAUCAAAACAUGACUGUAAAAUAGAUUGACAUAAAUAAGGUAAAAAGAUUCUUUUUACCUUACUUAUUAAAACUUUAGGUACUAUUUUAAAUAGCUUAAAUGUUAUUUGAAAUGUUAAGUUAAUAUCUAUAUAAAUAAUGUUUAAAGUGAAUGUAAUGUACAUAAAAUAUAAUAAGAGUAUUAUUCUAAAUCAUGACAUUUUAUUUUAAAGAAGAAAGUAAAAAAAAAAAAGAUAAAAACUGCAGAAAAUACAAGUUCCCAAGAUAAACUAUAUAAUAUGUUGUUGUAUAUAGUGCCAACCUAAUGAGAGUUGGUUGAAUUUUUCAUUUAAUACAAAAUAUGAUGUGCAUACUAUGAACAUUAAGACACAAUGAUAUAUAAUAACGUAUUAAAAUAAAUAUGCGCUUCCUUGAAAAAUUAAUAUCAAUAUAUAAAAAUGUCACGACAGUGUACAUUUGUAGAAUACUAACAUCGUUUUUUAUUUUUUUAUAUUCCUAAUAAUAAGAGAAUUUGUAUAUUUGCAUUCAAAGAAUAGUCAAGGAAACAGAAGCAUUUUUUUACAACUCUAUAGUUGCAGUUGAUUAGUGUAUAUGUAUAUAUAUAUAUAUAUAUAUAUAUAUAGAUGGGUAGAUAUAUAUAUAUAUAUACACUAAUCGUAAUUUACGAGAGAGACUUAAUUGGAAAAUUGCUAGAAUGAACUUUAUUUAGAAAAAUCGUAAUUACUGCGGGAAUGUUUUUCUUCUGUCAUAGAUAUCAAUGAACAAUUUGAUGUGAAACAAAGAUUGGGACAUACCUUCGCUUAACUUUAGUGUAUUUUUAUGCAUUGUGUAAUAUAAUGUCAAAUAUAAAUAAAUAUGAGUAUUAUAAAGCAUUUUAAGAAACUGGGUUUAUACAUGAAUCCAGUUAGGCUGUUGUAUGUAACGAUACAAGAUAUAUGUUGUAGAGCUUAGAGAAACAUAAAUUUCAAUGAAUUUAAUAUCUUCUUUAGGAAAUUCGUCUUACAGCAAAUUGGCUAUUUAAAAGUUGCGAGGCCAGAGAGGUGAGAGCACAUGAACUACUUUCUUUGGGAUUUCUUAAUAAAGAAUUUGUAAAUCUUUGUAAAAUAAUAAAAGGAAUAGAGAUAUUUAAACUGAUGCACAUGAUAUGAUUGUAAUUAAAUUUAUAAUGAUCAAAAGAGUCAAGCUUAAAAAUU
Messenger RNA from Vespa mandarinia (Asian giant hornet), 2468 nucleotides. RefSeq lists its product as uncharacterized. The record is from RefSeq and is a predicted model, not a curated record. NCBI's taxonomy places the organism in Eukaryota, Metazoa, Arthropoda, Insecta, Hymenoptera, Vespidae.